CCACCACACAGAAGCAAAAUCGGAAAUUCACAACACUGAUAACACCUACAGGAGCCAAAGUCAAAUGGACAACCCUUUUCAUCCGGACCCAGAUUCUCAAAAGGACAAUGGGACCUUAUUUGGCAAAAUUAGACAUACGGCUGGUGCAUUUGCUGCAGCAGGCCAAAAGAGGGGCUUCCACCAGGACCACAGCUCUGUCAGCGGCUUACCAGCAGAGGAUAUUGAAAAGGCCAGAGAAGCGAAAAACAAAACUGAACCCAAACCCCACAAACAUAUGCUCAGUGAACGAGCACGUGAGCGGAAGGUACCAGUCACGCGGAUCGGCAGGCUUGCCAACUUUGGAGGUUUGGCUUGCGGUUCCCACCAUCUACUUUGCGUUGGUCUGGGUUUAGGCGCGUUGGCUGAAGUAGCAAAGAAAAGCUUAUCUCCAAAAGCCGAGGACAGUAACGGUAAAAAAUCUGUAAUGGAGUCCAGUCCCUUCUUGUCCAAAGCCAAUGCAGAGCGGAUUGUGAGGACUCUGCGCAAGGUCCGUGGAGCGGCUUUAAAACUGGGACAGAUGCUGAGCAUUCAAGAUGAUGCCUUCAUCAAUCCCCAGCUGCAAAAGAUCUUCGAGAGGGUGCGUCAGAGUGCAGACUUCAUGCCCAUUAAGCAAAUGAUGAAAACGUUAAACGCAGAUCUGGGCCCCAACUGGCGAGACCAGCUCGAUUUCUUUGAGGAGCGUCCCUUUGCUGCUGCAUCCAUUGGACAGGUCCAUCUCGCCAGACUCAAAGAUGGAAGAGAGGUUGCCAUGAAAAUUCAGUAUCCUGGGUUGGCUCAGAGCAUCCAUAGUGAUGUGACUAACCUCAUGACUGUUCUGAAUAUGAGCAACGCUCUUCCUGAAGGCCUCUUUCCGGAGCACCUGAUUGGCGUUCUGAGCAGAGAGCUGGCCUUGGAGUGCGAUUAUAAAAGGGAAGCAGCUUGUAUAAAAAAAUUUAAAGAGUUGCUGAAGGACCAUCCAUUCUUCUCCGUCCCCAGCGUGGUUGAUGAGCUGUGCAGUGACCAUGUCUUGACCACUGUUGGUUUCCCCCUUGACCAAGCAGAGGGCCUGAGCCAAGAAAUCUGCUCCAAUAUUCUACUCCUGUGUCUGCGAGAGCUGUUUGAGUUCAGAUUCAUGCAGACUGACCCAAACUGGUCCAACUUCUUUUAUGACCCACAACUUCAUAAGGUUACUUUGUUGGACUUUGGAGCAACAAGAGGCUUUGAUGAGCAUUUCACGGACAUGUACAUUGAGGUAAUCAGGGCUGCUGCUGACAGAGACCGGGAGAAGCUGUUAAGAAAGUCCAUUGAAAUGAAUUUCCUGACUGGUUAUGAAUCCAAGGCAAUGGAAAAUGCACACUUGGAAGCGGUUUUGAUUCUGGGUGAAGCCUUUGCUUCAAAUACUCCAUUCAAUUUUGGUUGCCAGAGUACCACAGAGCGGAUCCACGGUCUGAUACCGGUCAUGUUAAAACACUGGCUCGUCCCACCACCAGAGGAAACAUACUCUCUGCAUCGCAAGAUGGGAGGCUCCUUCCUCAUCUGCUCCAAGCUAAAGGCUCAGAUUCCUUGCAAGAACAUGUUUGAGGAGAUCUACAGGAAUUAUUGGAAGGGAAGGGAAGACAAGAAACCAUAACUUCUCGCCCAUUUAACCUUAUUCCAGAUGUCUCUUGUCUGUUAAUCCUAGUAAAACAGUAUAUAAAGCUCGGGGGUCCCUCUAGCCACAGGUACAACA
This is a messenger RNA of Pelobates fuscus (common spadefoot toad), 1747 nucleotides long. Its product is annotated as atypical kinase COQ8A, mitochondrial-like. Gene Ontology annotation, biological process: ubiquinone biosynthetic process. Lineage: Eukaryota; Metazoa; Chordata; Amphibia; Anura; Pelobatidae. The record is from RefSeq and is a predicted model, not a curated record.